AUGAUAGCCAAUAAUUUCUGUGCGCCCGCCUCGAGCUCAGCCGGAGGGCUGCCCAGACAAGCGGUCUCUCAAACACGAUUCGAACAGUUGCUUCAGAACUCGAAUCUCCCAGCCCCAGGUCCUGAUCAUUACAACGCCAGACGGCGCCUGUGGUUGAAACCAGGAUGGUCGCCCUCUCAGAAACCUCCAAAGGCAGCAUCUCCUUCGAGGCAGAAGCUAGAGGCCGUUCUCAAUAAUCCCAACAUGCUCCAAGACAUUCAAUGCUGGAGAAAGCUUGAUAGAGUUUGGAAAAACCUCAGCAACGGAUCAAGUCUGAACGAAAGUCUUCCAAUGAGCAUGAUCAUACGGAUAGUACAUGCUGCUUGGGUGCGCGAUAACCUUUGGCCAGCUGGGGUUCAAGCCCCCGAACCGGACGAUGAGCUCCCGCCCGAGGUGGAAGAUGCACCAACAUCCGAGCUGCAACUGGAUACGCUACGAUUGGAAGCACCACCAGUAGACCCGCCCGAAGGCCAGGCGAAAUGA
Molecule: messenger RNA, 522 nt
Organism: Coprinopsis cinerea okayama7#130
Lineage: Eukaryota; Fungi; Basidiomycota; Agaricomycetes; Agaricales; Psathyrellaceae
Exons: 2
Coding region: 1-522 (173 amino acids)
Source: RefSeq, a predicted model, not a curated record